UUUCCACGAAAUUACGGGGGACACCUGAACCUUUGCCUCCCCUUUAAAUAGCAGGUGUCCUCCUUUCUUUCAUCCGCACUCUUCUCUAUCAAUUUUCACAUAACCAAAUAUUAUCACAAGCCUUCAAAAUCCAUGGCUGCUUGCAUUGACUCCUCAAGAACAACAGAGCCUUCCCAACUUUCCCAGAGUCCAAACAGGUCUCAAACUGAUGAAAACCAUUACAAGUUUGUAAAUUUCUGCAGACCCACUUUUCCUGAUCAUGUUUCGACCAUCCCCAUUAAUAAAAACCACACAAAAACCAUUCACCCCAGAAAAAUUGCUGAUUUUUGCUUUGAUGAAGAAGAAGGGGUUGAUGCUUUAUGGCUGAAAAUGAAAGAAGAAGCAAGGCUAGAUGUUGAGCAAGAACCCAUCUUGUCAAAUUAUUAUUACAGCUCAAUUUUGUCUCAGAAUUCAUUAGAAAGUGCUUUAGCAAAUCAUUUGUCAAUCAAGUUAAGCAAUUCAAGUCUUCCUAGUAGUACUUUAUUUGAUAUUUUCAUGGCAGUGCUUGUUGAAGAUCAAGGAAUUAUAAAAGCUGUUAAGGAAGAUUUGAAAGCUGUUAAAGAAAGAGACCCUGCCUGUGUAAGUUAUGUGCAUUGCCUUCUGAACUUUAAAGGGUUCCUUGCAUGUCAAGCACAUAGGGUAGCACAUUAUUUAUGGUCACAAGGGAGGAAAGUUUUGGCCUUGUUGAUACAAAAUAGGGUGUCUGAGGUUUCUGCUGUGGAUAUUCAUCCUGGGGCUAAGAUUGGGAGUGGGAUAUUGCUUGAUCAUGCUACUGGAGUUGUUGUUGGAGAGACAGCUGUAGUUGGAAACAAUGUGGCAAUUUUACAUAAUGUGACAUUAGGAGGAACUGGUAAGGUUUCUGGUGACAGACAUCCAAAGAUCGGUGAUGGAGUUUUGAUUGGUGCUGAUACUUGUAUUUUGGGGAAUAUUAACAUUGGCGAUGGAGCUAAGAUUGGUGCUGGCUCUGUGGUGUUAAGGGAAGUGCCUCCGAGGACUACUGCAGUAGGGAAUCCAGCUAGAUUGGUAGGAGGCAGGGCGAACCCUAUAAAGCUUGACAAGAUUCCAAGUUUUACUAUGGAUCAUACUUCACAUAUUAUUGAGUGGUCUGAUUAUGUGAUUUAGAGGGCUAAUUAAUUUUCCUUUUUAAAGUUUUGGAAAUUUAACUUCCUUUUGUUUGUGUUAUAAGAGAGAAUUGAAGUUCUCCUACUAGCAAACGAAAGAGUUUCUAAGCUAGCUUAAUUAUGUUGUGAUAUAAUAGGAGAAUUGAAGUUCUCCUUUUACAUAUGCUAAGCUGGCUUAAUUAUGCUAUGAUAUAGCCAGUUUUGCUGUAAGUACAAUAUAUAAUAGUAUGUUGCUUUUUUAUAUUUAUAAUUUACUUUGGUUUUUCAUCAGAAA
Molecule: messenger RNA, 1434 nt
Organism: Durio zibethinus
Lineage: Eukaryota; Viridiplantae; Streptophyta; Magnoliopsida; Malvales; Malvaceae
Gene: SERAT2;1
Product: serine acetyltransferase 2;1
Cellular component (GO): cytoplasm
Molecular function (GO): L-serine O-acetyltransferase activity
Source: RefSeq, a predicted model, not a curated record